AAAUAAAUAAUAUCCACUUCUUAUUUGAUUGGUUAUGAUUAUGUACAUAACAUAACUGUUAGUUUUAUCAAUAAAUGUAGUAUGACGUUUGACUGUAGUAUGACAUGACAGACGACAGUUCAGUUAACCUCAAAUCUUUAUCUUGGGUCGUCCAGCAAGCACGGACGGCAGUAAAAAUCAAAAAAUUAUUAAUUGUAUACAUAGAUUUUUAUUAAAAAAAUCAUGUCGAAAGGAUUUACAGAAGAUUUUGAACAGAGCUAUGAUUAUAAUUACGAAGACUAUGCCUCGCAUACUGGGGAUCCCAGUUUGGAUGAAUACAAUAGGCAGCACUUUAAGAUGCCAGAAAGUGUGAAAAAUUUUUUGGUAUAUUUUAGAAACAAUGUGAAUGAAGGUUUAAUAUUUGAAUUGCAAGCUUUGUAUGAACACACUUGGCCAAAAUUGACUGAGGAUUAUUUUGAGAAAAGACCAUGGCCCGAAGAGAGCGAAGUGGCCACUAUUGUAGAUAGUGAUCCUGUAUUUAUGAUCCUCUACAAAGAACUGUACUUCCGCCACAUUUACGCAAGAAUCCAAGGCGGUCCUUCUCUAGAACAGCGAUUCAACUCCUUCUACAACUAUUGCGAUCUAUUCAACUACAUUUUGAGCGCAGAAGAACCCGUGCCGCUCGAAUUACCCGAUUUGUGGUUGUGGGAACUGAUCGACGAAUUCGUUUACCAAUUCCAAUCGUUUGCCCAAUACAGAUCCAGGUUGCAAAAUAAGAAAGAACAAGAAUUGGAGACGUUAAAUUCAAACAACAAAGUUUGGAAUGUACUUUGUGUUUUGAACGUAUUGCACUCGCUGGUCGACAAAAGUAACAUCAAGCAACAGUUAGAAGUGUAUGCUAGCGGUGGCGAUCCGGAUUCUGUGUCAGGAGAGUUUGGUAGCCAUUCGCUGUAUAAGAUGUUGGGAUAUUUCUCUUUGGUGGGCUUGUUGAGGCUGCACUCUUUGCUCGGAGAUUACUACCAAGCUAUCAAGUUGCAGGUUUUGGAGAAUAUAGAAGUACAUAAAAAGUCUCAAUACGCCCACAUCCCCGCAUGUCAAAUUUCGACGUCAUACUAUGUGGGAUUCGCCUACAUGAUGAUGCGACGUUACUCGGACGCGAUAAGAACGUUUUCGUCCAUUCUUCUCUACAUCCAACGCACCAAACAAUUAUUCGCCUCGAAAACGUACCAACACGAUCAGAUCAACAAACAAACUGAUCAGAUGUACCAUCUUUUAGCCAUCUGCUUAGUGCUGCAUCCGCAAUGCAUCGACGAAUCCAUCCAGCAGACGCUCAGAGAGAAAUCCUACCACGAGAAGAUGUACAAGAUGCAGUAUGGGGAUCUGCAAGAGUUUGAAAACAGUUUCGUCUAUGCCUGUCCUAAAUUCUUAUCACCAUAUCCACCACCCAUCGAUUCGUUACCUGGAGAUUACUCCAAAGAAGCCAUUCAACAUCAAACCCAGGUAUUUAUGGAGGAGGUGGCGCAGCAGAAGAUGCUGCCGACCAUCAGGAGUUAUUUGAAGCUCUACACGACCUUGCCUUUGAGUAAAUUGGCUACUUUUAUGGCGCAGAAUAGCAGAACGAGCGAAGCUAGUAAUAGAGAUUUGGACAAGGAGAUGCAGUCGCUGGUGAUACAUUUGCUGUGUUUCAAGCAUAAGAUGAAGAACGUGGUGUGGUCGAAGGGGGCGUCAGGUUUGGAGGGAAAGUUCCAGAGCGGGUCCGAGCUUGACUUUUAUAUCGAUAACGAUAUGAUCCACAUCGCUGACACCAAGGUGGCGCACAGAUACGGGGACUUCUUUAUUAGGAAAAUUUUGAAGUUCGAAGACCUUAACAGGAAACUUCAUCAGCUGAAGCUCUAA
Molecule: messenger RNA, 1875 nt
Organism: Psylliodes chrysocephalus
Lineage: Eukaryota; Metazoa; Arthropoda; Insecta; Coleoptera; Chrysomelidae
Source: the annotation of a GenBank genome assembly